AUGGCCGUCUCAGCGCUCGACUCUCGCAUCUUCCGCAACCUGUUCGGCACGGCCGAGAUCCGCGCCAUCUUCAGCGAUGAAGCAUAUGUGCGGCAACUCAUCCAUGUCGAAGCAGCGCUUGCCCGUGCUGAGUCUACCGCUGGCGUCAUCCCCGCGGCGGCCGGCGGCGUCAUCACGGAUGCGUUGCGGGGUGCCAAGAUAGACUUCGAGAGGCUUGCUGAUGAGACGGACAUCGUGGGGUAUCCGAUUCUGCCGCUGGUGAGGCAACUGGUGGACGCCACGCCUGAGGAGUAUGGACGCUAUAUCCACUGGGGGGCCACGACGCAAGAUAUCAUGGACGAUGCAUCUGUGUUGCAGAUCCGAGAGGGACUGAAGGUCGUGCGGCGACAUGUGGACGAGCUGAUUGGGAUCCUCGAGCGAUUGUCAAAGGAGCAUCGAGACACGCCAAUGGCAGGCCGAACGCAUCUACAACACGCCCUACCAGUAACCUUUGGCUACAAGUGUGCAGUGUAUCUGUCGAGUACCAUUCGGCAUCGAGAGCGACUGACCGAGAUUGAGAAACGCUGCCUACUUGUGCAAUUCGGUGGAGCUGCGGGCACGCUGGCAUCGUUGGGGGACCAGGGCAUUGAGGUGCGGGCGCAGUUGGCAAAGGAGCUAAGCUUGCAGGAUACGCCGAUAACCUGGCACGUUGCUCGAGACAACAUUGCCGAGAUUGUAAACUUUCUCGCGCUGGUAGGUGGCUCAUUGGGCAAGAUAGCGUACGACAUCAUCAUCAUGUCCUCCAACGAGCUCGGCGAAGUGUCCGAACCGUUUGUGCCCCAUCGUGGCGCGUCUUCGACUAUGCCACAGAAGAGAAACCCGAUCUCGAGUGAAGUCAUUCUUGCGGCGUCAAAGCUGCUAAGAGCUGACGCAAGUCUCUGUCUGGACGCCAUGGUGUCGGACUUUGAGCGAGCGUCUGGGCCGUGGCACCUCGAGUGGGUGGCUGUUCCCGAAGCCUUUGUGCUGGCAGUCGGUGCACUUCACCAGACAAACUUUGCUUUGGCGGGCCUCGUGGUCAAUACAGGAGCAAUGGCGAGGAAUCUGCACUCGACAAGGGGCUUGAUCGUUGGUGAGGCCGUUAUGAUGGGUCUAGCACCGGUCAUGGGACGGCAAAAGGCGCACGAUGUUGUCUAUGGUGCUUGCAAGACCGCAAUCGAGUCUGACCAGUCUCUGCUCGAGGCGUUGACGAGCCUGCCCGAGGUGAUGGAAAAGCUCCUCGACGCCAUCAAGAUACCCCAAACACCCUCUGACUUCGCAUUCUGCUUUGAUAUCGAUGGCGUCCUUCUCCGCAGUGCAACCCCCAUACCCGGAGCCACCGAGGCUCUUCAGACUCUCCAAGCCAACCGAAUCCCCUUCCUCCUGCUCACCAAUGGUGGUGGAAAGCAUGAGUCGGAGAGGGUGGCAGAGCUGUCCCACAAGCUGUCCGUCCCAUUGGAUACCUCCCUCUUCGUGCAAAGCCAUACGCCGUUCAGUGAUCUCGGCGAUCAAGAAAAUUUGAAAGAUAAAUGCGUACUGAUCGUGGGCGGCGACGGCGCCAAAUGUCGAGAGGUCGCUGAAGCAUACGGGUACACCAAUAUUGUCACACCCGCCGAUAUCUACGCCGCUCACCCAGAAGUUUGGCCCUUUAGCAAAAACUUUGACGAUUACUAUCGCUCCUUUGCGCGCCCACUCCCACGGCCCAUCAAUACAGACUCCCCAGCCGAUAGCUUGAAGAUUGAUGCCGUCUUCGUCUACAACGACCCGAGAGACUGGGGCCUGGACUGCCAACUCCUAGUCGACCUCAUGCUGUCUCGCGAGGGCAUCCUCGGCACACUCUCGUCCAAGAAUGGUGACAAUUCACUCCCCAAUUGCGGCUUUCUGCAGGACGGUCAGCCAAUGAUGUACUUCUCCAAUCCUGACAGUCUAUGGGCUGCCACGUACGCCCUGCCGCGACUCGGGCAAGGAGGCUUUCGCGGUGCCCUUCAGGGUACUUGGUCGUCAGUCACCCACGUGCUUAGUCCGACGAGACAACCCGUCAGCAUGAAGAGCAAGUGUAACGUUAUUGGCAAGCCCCACAAGACCACGUACGAAUUCUCGGAAAAGCAACUUAUGAAGCACCGAACGGCGCUCUUUGACGGAUCAGAGUCUCCUCCUCUCAAAACCGUCUACAUGGUUGGCGACAAUCCUGAGAGUGACAUUUGUGGUGCGAACUCAUAUCGAUCGAAGCACGGGGUACAGUGGGUUUCGAUCUUGACAAGGACCGGUGUAUGGGAUGGAUCGCCAUUGACAUUGAAGGCUUUGAACCGGGAACCGAAGCACAUCGUCAACGAUGUAGCUCAAGCCGUGGCUCUUGGAUUGAAGCAGUCUACACUGCAUCAAGGUUGA
Messenger RNA from Cyphellophora europaea CBS 101466, 2403 nucleotides. RefSeq names its product 3-carboxy-cis,cis-muconate cycloisomerase. The record is from RefSeq and is a predicted model, not a curated record. Gene Ontology annotation, molecular function: catalytic activity. The transcript has 4 exons. Lineage: Eukaryota; Fungi; Ascomycota; Eurotiomycetes; Chaetothyriales; Cyphellophoraceae. The coding region runs from base 1 to 2403 and encodes 800 amino acids.